Messenger RNA from Fomitopsis serialis, 625 nucleotides. RefSeq lists its product as uncharacterized. NCBI's taxonomy places the organism in Eukaryota, Fungi, Basidiomycota, Agaricomycetes, Polyporales, Fomitopsidaceae. The record is from RefSeq and is a predicted model, not a curated record. Bases 115 to 366 code for a protein of 83 amino acids. The transcript is spliced from 2 exons.
GUCGUGAUGAAGCCGCUCCCCGCUCCCCGCUCCCUCAGCGUACAUUCCACCGAGCGAGUACGUAUCCGAGAAGUGCGGGUGACGACACUCACCUGACUAUUCCUCGCCGCGAACAUGGAACGCCAUCCGCGGCGCACACCGAACGCGAGAAGCACGUCAGACGGUGAAUGGAGGACGUCCGCACAGUAUCGUACGAUGCCUCCACCCAGUCUACAGCCCGUCCUGAUCGCGUCCUCCCUGAGAAGCCCGAGACGUGCCGUCACGCGCCCAGUCCGUCGUCAACUGCAACGGGACAAGCCCGACGUACAUAGCGUCGUCCACGUCGUCCAUCCGCCGAGAGUACACGUUCCCCGCCUGCUCGGGUAGCGCAGGAACAUCCGCAGCGCACGUCCGAUUCACGCGUAGGUGCGGCCAUCGAGCUGUGUCCGAAUCGAGUCCGUGCAUGCGUCCGUCUGUGUCUGUGGCGCUGACGGCACGCCAGGCGAGUCGCCACCUCGCUUCCGCGGCCACGAUGCACGAUCCGGAUCCGAGUCCGAGCAGCGCAGUGAACUGCCUGCCGUCGUAGUGACAGAGACCACGGGUGGGCGAGGUGGAACAGCUCACCGAUAGGCUGCUCUCCCGCCGC